AUGGAAGCAAUCGUUAAGAAAUUUAGUGAUGCUUUGGACACUACCCAGACAGUCAUCUGGAAUGGUCCCAUGGGAGUCUUUGAAUUUGACAAGUUCGCUGUUGGCACAGAGGCUAUUGCCAAGAAGCUAGAGGAGAUUAGUAAGAAGGGUGCAACCACAAUUAUUGGUGGUGGUGACUCUGUUGCUGCAGUAGAGAAGGUAGGAGUCGCAGAGGCAAUGAGCCACAUAUCAACUGGUGGUGGUGCUAGUUUGGAGCUGUUAGAAGGCAAAGAACUUCUUGGAGUGCUUGCUCUUGAUGAAGCCGAGCCAGUUCCGUUUUAAGACAAGUUCAUCACGGAAUACAAAUUCUAUUUUUUCUCAUCUUCCCUUUCCCAGGUUCAGCCUCUUAACAUGAGUUUGUAACCGAGAAACAGAUAUAAAAUGAGCCUCUUUGUAGAUUACCAUUAUUUGCAAUAAAUGUGUUUGAUGUUGAUCAUA
Molecule: messenger RNA, 477 nt
Organism: Chenopodium quinoa (quinoa)
Lineage: Eukaryota; Viridiplantae; Streptophyta; Magnoliopsida; Caryophyllales; Amaranthaceae
Product: phosphoglycerate kinase, chloroplastic-like
Exons: 3
Coding region: 1-321 (106 amino acids)
Biological process (GO): glycolytic process; gluconeogenesis
Cellular component (GO): cytosol
Molecular function (GO): ATP binding; ADP binding; phosphoglycerate kinase activity
Source: RefSeq, a predicted model, not a curated record